AACUCUCGUUCAGAUCCAUGAAUUAGUUUAAAAUAUAUACUUAUCAGGAGCGGUUGUACCAACAGAGUCUAAGCACUUAAUACAUAAAAAGCUCUCUUCGUAUACUAUACGCACUACAACAAAAUACAUGUUUAAAACCCGACGAAUAGCUGAUAACACUCGAAGCAACUAGAAGCUUAACUUGUUACAACAAGAAUCAGCAAGAUUUUCAAUACGAUCCGAGCAUUUACCGAACAAUUUUCGUGAUAGACCCACCUUGAACUGGAAAUGUUUUUCAGCGUUCUUCCCAGUUUCCUUUUGGUGUUCUGUUGUGUGGCACCUGCAUAUUCCGUAUCGAGCACAUGGGGAAACAUUUCGAAUUCGGCGCAAUUAUUACAUGCCGAAAACGUUGUGUACGGCUCUUCACCCGGAAAAUAUGUGGAUCAUGAAAUUAAAUAUCCAACCAAUGGUAUUGGUAAUGGGCGCAUCAUUACGGGCAUACGAGCUUUCGACCAGGUGACAAACAACACAGGAGGUCAUGCUACGAUUUAUUCUGGAGGCCCUGGUUUUAACUUUGUCAACAUCAAACUACAAUCACAGUAUAAUUAUGGCUUAAUAUUUCGUGUUGAAAUUUAUGGAAAAUAAAUAACUAAAC
Drosophila novamexicana is the source of this 634-nucleotide messenger RNA. RefSeq names its product probable salivary secreted peptide. NCBI's taxonomy places the organism in Eukaryota, Metazoa, Arthropoda, Insecta, Diptera, Drosophilidae. Bases 268 to 624 code for a protein of 118 amino acids. The transcript is spliced from 2 exons. The record is from RefSeq and is a predicted model, not a curated record.